Messenger RNA from Sorghum bicolor (sorghum), 778 nucleotides. RefSeq lists its product as uncharacterized. The transcript has a single exon. The record is from RefSeq and is a predicted model, not a curated record. Bases 92 to 520 code for a protein of 142 amino acids. Lineage: Eukaryota; Viridiplantae; Streptophyta; Magnoliopsida; Poales; Poaceae.
CGCGCCCCUCCCCUUCCCCUGCUCCUCGACCACCUCGCUCACCGAGAGAGCUUCGGCUCCGCCGACGACGACGCCGCGCCGCCACCUCCACAUGGCGGACGACGCCGUCGUCGCCGGAGCGGCCGUUCACUGCGCACGGCCGGCGCCGGCGCCGCUGCUUGCUUCUAGGAGGCACCAGCAGCAGCAGCAGCAGCAGGUCGACGACGCCGGCUGCGGCGGCAGCAGCGACGACCACUACCAGCAGGACGUGAUCAGGCUGAGGCGGACGAGGAGCGGCCGGGCGUUCCCGCCGCCGAUCUCCGUGAUCGGCAAGGGCGGGCGGCCGUGGCUGAGCCUACGGGCGCACCGCGAGGGUGGACGCCUCGUGCUGCGGGAGAUGCGCCUGCCGUCGCAGGAGCUGCCGCUGCAGCCCUGCAAGGAGGACGGCAGGUUCAAGCUCCUCAUCCACCCGGAGGCCCGCGCGCGGCCGUGCGGUGCGGGGGCGGCCGCCGGCACCGCAGGAACGGCAAGGGAAGGAUAGAUGAGCAGUGCUCUUGAUCAGCUGACCAGAUGAUGAUCUGCCGCCACACCCACACGUCGUUGUCUACUCUUGUAUAUAUGGGCUGCAGGGCUGAGAUAAAACCGGUAGAUCUCCCUGUUUAGUUCUUGUGUGAGAGGGCUAGCUCGAGCUAUCUUCUGCUUUGCAUCCUGCAACCGUUGUCCACAAUCUUUGCCUUCCGUCAAGUUUUAAUACAUCAUGGACGGAACAUUGAGGCAUUUCUUUGGUCUUUAAUUUGUC